AUGGAUUAAAACUAGAAAGAAAAGGAAUCUUCAAGUGAUGAAUAGUUAAUAAAGACAUUUAAGGAAGAGAUGGAAUGUUAUUUUAAAGACAUAGAUUUAAAUUAAAAGAAAGAAAAAACAGCUGUUAUUUUAUUUGGUAAAACAAGAGUUGGAAAAUCAACAAUUUAUCAUAUUUUAAAAGGUGAUGAAUUGUAAAAAACUGAUAAAGGAAGAUUGUAUAUUGAAAAAGACCAAGUACCUUUAAUUGGUUUAGACAAUAUUCCCUUUACAAAAAAUCUAAAUAUUUUCAGUUUUUCUUACGAAAAUUAAGAUAUAGAUAUUAUAGACACUCCUGGAUUUGAAGAUAAUCAAAACCCAUUGAAUGAUUUAAUACCAUAAAUCCAAUUAUUGAAAGUACUAAAUUCUUACAAAAAUAUAUUACUAUUAAUAGUUUUUCAAUUUGAUAUUGAUAACUGUGAUAAUUAUCGAUGCCCUUUAUUUUUAGCUAAAAAUUUAUUUUAAAGUUCAAAAGAUUUUGAAUCUAUGUUUUAAAAUACGACAAUUUGCCUAAUUGCAAAUAAAGUAGAUAGAGACUAAUUGAAUGAGCCCAAAACAUGUAUAGAAAAUGAAAUUAAGGGUAAAGCAUAAAAAAUUCAAUCAAACUAACAUUUACCACAAGAAUUUUAUAAAGCAAUCAUAAAUAAUAUAUUUGAAUUAUAAAAAUGUGCAGUAAAACAUGAAUAAGUUGAAUUUAAAGAGAGUAUCUAUAAAUUUAUCAAUUAAAAAAGGAAUCAUAAUUAAAAUGUCAAAUUUAAAUUGAGUUUAAAUGCUGACUCUAAAUUAAAACUUAAUAAGAUAUUAAUUGGAAUUAGAGAUAUUUUUUAAGUUGAAAUAGACUAAUCUAUUACAAAAUUCAUUUAAAAAACUUAAGAAUUAGAUGAAUUAUAGAAAAAAAGAGAUUAAUUAAUGCAAUUCUGCUAAAUUAUAGUUGAUGAUAUCCCAAUGUCAUUUUUGAAUGAAUACUAUUAUUAAGAUUUAACAAAAUAUUAUACUGCAUUAAAAUAUGAGGAAUGCAAAUCAACAAAGCUUGAAGAACUCAGAUAUUUAUUUGAAUAGAACAUUAUAGAGAAUUUAUUUUAAUGUUUAUAAGAAAUAUAAAUAAAUCUUACAUAAUUUAUAAUAUCUAACAAGAAUAAGAAAUAAGAAGUGUGGAAUGAAGUUAUGACUAUUUAAAAGUAAAUAAUAGAAAAAAUAAAACCCACUGAAAAAGAGAAAUAGAUAAUUGAUGGUAUUUAAUCAAGUAUCGACGAAUUUGCAGAUUAGUCUUAUUUCGAUAGAUUAUUAGUAUUUAUUGGGAAUCCAUUGUCUGGUAAAAGUACUUCAAUUAACUUGCUAUAUAAUGUUACUCAUCGAAAAAUGCUUUUUAAAAACUCUUUAAUGCAAAUACACUUUGGAAAAAUAGAAUACGACAAGGUAAUUGAGAUUGUAUAAAAAGAUAAAGACUUAAUUAUUGAAUUUGAACAAUUUUCAGAAGAUUUUGUUGUAUUACUGGAGUACUUUUUUGUUUAUUGUCAAAAAAACUAAAAAGCUUUUUCUUUAUAAUUAGUCACAGAUUAAGAUUUUUUAGAUGAAAAAAUAUAAUUAGGUUUAAUUAAAUUUAUCAAUUUGAAUAGAAUCCCAACUCUUAACUAAUUUAAUAUAAUAUAAAAUAUUAAAUAAGGAUUUACUGAUAGUUAAAAUGUAGACCUUUAAAAAUUGAAUUAAAUUAUUAAGAAUCCAAAUUAUUAAAAAAUUUAAAUCGAUGAUGGGGAUUACAAAUUAGAUUAAUAAAUAAAAGAUAACUCACACUGUUUUAAAGAUUUUAAAAUUAAUUAAAUUUAAUAAAACGAAUUAGAAAAUGUAUCCUAGUGCAUAAAAAAAAAAUUAGAUGGAUUAGAAUAAUAAUUUAUUAAUUAAAUUUAAAAUAUUCAAAAAAACAAGAAGUUUUUGAAUGAAAAAACAUAAUUCAAUUAUUAAUUAAUUCUUAAAAUUAAGGAAUUAGAUCCUGAUAAAGAAAACUUUGAAAAUUAACUAUAAGAUAUUAGAAAAAUCAUAAAUCAAUAAUUAGAGUUUAUUAAUGAUAAUAAUUUAGGAAAACAUUAAAAAUUAAAAAAAUUGUUCAUUUACUUAAUAAAAGAAUACAAAAUAUUUGAAAAAAUAGAAUCUACUACUGGAGAAUUUUAAAAAAUUUUUAAGACUGUUGAAAUGGUUGUUGAAAAAUAUUCAAAUGUUGCUUUAAAUUAAUUAGAUUUAAUUAAUUUAUUAUAAUAAUCUAAUAAUGUUAAUAAAGAUUUGCUUAAUGAUUCUGAGAUUAAAUGUCUAACUGUAUUAAAGAUAUUUUAUCAGUAAUUCCAAACUGAAUCAAAGACUAAUUAAGAGAUUCAUGUGAAUAAAAAUUAUCAAGCAAUGAUUCAAGGUUAAAAUAUAUCCAUGGAAAAUAAGAAUAGUAUUAUAACAAUAUUAAAUUAUUUUAAAAAAGAAUUGCUUGAAAACAUUAAGAUUUUGAAAGAAUUACUAGAUUUAUUAAAGUCAACUUAAUACAUAGGCUACGAGUAAUUAGAUUCCUUUUUUUUAGUGAAAUAUUUUUUUAAAGUAGUCCAUUGUUUCAAAAUAAAUGAAAAUGAGGAAACUAAGAAAGCAGUAGAAAAAGCAGAUUAUUAGCAGAAAAUUAUAGAAAAUGGAUAAUUUUGUCUAUCUAACUCUAAGUUAUUUAAUAAAUGA
Messenger RNA from Paramecium sonneborni, 2739 nucleotides. The record is from the annotation of a GenBank genome assembly. NCBI's taxonomy places the organism in Eukaryota, Ciliophora, Oligohymenophorea, Peniculida, Parameciidae.